This is a messenger RNA of Brassica napus (rape), 1698 nucleotides long. RefSeq names its product zinc finger BED domain-containing protein RICESLEEPER 2-like. The transcript is spliced from 7 exons. Gene Ontology annotation, molecular function: DNA binding; protein dimerization activity. Bases 1 to 1698 code for a protein of 565 amino acids. Lineage: Eukaryota; Viridiplantae; Streptophyta; Magnoliopsida; Brassicales; Brassicaceae. The record is from RefSeq and is a predicted model, not a curated record.
AUGACAACAAGGGUUCAUCGAGGGUCAUUGGGUGAAGCUACGACGACGGUUGAAGGUGAAGCUACGACGACGGUUGAAGGUGAAGCUACGACGACGACUGAAGGCGAUCUCUCUGCUCUCUCUCUUUCCGGCGACUUCGCUCUUUCAGCCUCCAUCUCUCCUACAAUCACUCUGUCUUUCAGGCUCUCUCUCUCUCUCUCCGGCGAUCUCUCUCUCAAGCUCCAUCUCUCCGGCGACUUUGCUCUCUCAGGCUCCAUCUCCCCGGUGACCUCUCUCCCAGGCUCUCUCUCCGGCACCUCUCUCUCAAUUUUGAUCGUAAGAGUGAAACCCUUUGAUGAAGUUUUGAUCUGUGUUUUGAUCGUAAGAGUGAAACCAUUUGAUGAAGUUUAUGAGAAGAUAAGAGAAGCCUUCACCUACGCUAAUCCUUCUAUAGAGUUUUGGUGUCGUAAUACAGCAGCGUCAAUUGUGUACAAGAUUUAUGAGAAGGAGAAGAUGAAGCUUAAGGCAGUCUUGGCUAACAUCCCCGGUAGAGUUUGCUUUACCACAGAUUUGUGGAGAGCCAUUACUGUAGAAGGCUACAUGUGCUUGACUGCCCACUACGUAGAUGAAGAGUAUAAUUUGGAGAUGAAGAUCUUAUCCUUUUGUGCUUUUCCGCCUCCCCACUCUGGUAUUGUGAUAGCCAUUAAGCUGAUCGAGCUGCUAAAAGAAUGGGGGAUUAGUGGAGCUUUAGAUAAGAUCAGGGAGAGCGUUAAGUAUGUGAAAGGAUCUCAGUCUAGGGAAAUUAUGUUUCAGAACUGUAUCGAAACAGUUGGAAUACGAGCUGAAGUGGCCCAAGCGGGUCUGAUUUUAGAUGACGCCUUAAGAAACCUUAAAGAAGUUGGUAGAAGCUAUAAGAGCUUUCCGUCUGAGCUAGAGUGGGACAGAUCAGAACGGAUCUGCAAGCUAUUGGAACCAUUUGUUGAAGUCACAAAGCUCAUCUCUGGUUCAUCUUACCCGACAACAAACUUAUACUUUAUGCAAGUAUGGUCGAUUAAGUGUUGGUUGAGAGGUCAUGAAGAUUCAGAGGAUCGAGUUAUUUGUGAAAUGGUGGAGGCUAUGAAAGAGAAGUUCAAUAAAUACUGGAAAGAGUUCAGUGACAUAUUAGCAAUUGCGGCAGUUCUUGAUCCUCGACUAAAGUUUGCUUUUCUAGAGUAUUGUUACAAUAUUCUAGAUCCUGACACUGCCAAAUUGAAUUUGGAUUAUAAACGUGGCAAGAUGGUCAAGCUUUUUGGAGCAUAUAAGAAGGAGACAAGCACCACUAGAGCAUCUACUUCACAUGCUCCUCGACACAGCAUACCUUCAGGAUAUGAUGAAUUUUAUGCUUACUUCUCUCAAAAGACCGCCAGUGGUAAUGGGAAAUCACCAUUAGACACAUACUUGGAUAAGCCAGUGGUUGAUAUGGAAAUCUUUAGAAGUUUGGAUGUUGUGUCAUACUGGAAAGACAAUGUAAGCCGCUUUAAAGAUUUGUCUUCAAUGGCUUGCGAUGUCCUCAGUAUCCCUUUCACGACAGUGGAGUCGGAAUCAUCAUUCAUUGGUAGCCGAGUUCUCAACAAGUAUAGAAGCUAUCUCCUACUCACAAAUGUUCAAGCUUUGAUUUACGCAAGGAACUGGUUCCGUGGCUUUCAAGAAAUAGGUGAUGAUAUGAUAUGUAAAAUAUGA